This is a messenger RNA of Acanthosepion pharaonis, 723 nucleotides long. The record is from the annotation of a GenBank genome assembly. NCBI's taxonomy places the organism in Eukaryota, Metazoa, Mollusca, Cephalopoda, Sepiida, Sepiidae.
AUGCUUCUUUCUUUCUUUCCUUCUUUCUUUCUUUCUUUAUUUCCUCCAUUCUUGUUCUUUUUCUUCUUCUUCUUCUUCUUCUUCUUUUUCCUCUUCUUCUUAUUAUUAUGCUUCUUUCUUUCUUUAUUUAUUUAUUUAUUUCUUCCAUUCUUGUUCUUCUUCUUGUUCUUCUUCUUAAUAUUAUUAUUAUUAUUAUGCUUCUUCUGUUUCUGCUUCUGCUUCUUUCUUUCUUCUUCUUCUUCUUUUUCUUCCUCUUCUUCUUAUUAUUAUGCUUCUUUCUUUCUUUCUUUCUUCCAUUCUUUUUCGUCUACUUCUUCUUCUUCUUCUUCUUCUUCUUAUUAUUAUUAUUAUUAUUGCCGUUAUUAUUAUUCUGCAUCUUUCUUCUUCUUUUUCUUCUUCUUGUCCAUUCCUUUCAUAUUUCUUUCUGUUCGUCUGCAUCUGCUUUCAUUUCUUUUCUUUCUUUUGUCGAACUAUUUGAUUUCUUUAUUUCACCAUCAUUCUUUUUUUUCUUUUUCAUCUUCUUAUUUCGUGCCUAUUUCUCUGCUACGUGCCAUUCUUUUUCCUUCCUUUUAUAAUUGGUUCGUUCAUUCUGCCUCGAUGUACUUUUCCUUCCACUGUGACAUGUUCUUUCUGUUUGUCGAAUUAUUUAUUUUCUUUCUUCUUCUUCUUCUCCUUCUUCUUCUUCUUCUUCUUCUUCUUCUACCAAUUAUUUAUAGACGCUGA